AUGGCACCGUCCUUCAUUCAUUCGUUAUCUCCCCGCGGGGAGCAUUACAGAACAUCGUAUCUUUCCCUCCGCGGAACUCAGAGCUUGGUGGUCAGUAUCGUCUUCACCAGCCUCGCUACCGUCUUCGUUCUCGCCCGUGUGUACACCCGCACCAAAUUGAUCCAACGGAUGGAGGCCAACGACUGGAUGAUCGUCAUUGCCCUAGCCCUCUCCUUUGUCUUUAUGUCGUUCUUCACCGUCGAAGCCCUCAACGGGAUGGGCAUGCACCUUGUGGACAUCCCCGAGCCAAUUCUCUUGAAGCAAAUGAAGGCUUUCUGGCUCACAAUACCUUUCUACAAUGCUUCGCUCCUCUGUGCAAAGGCGUCCAUCCUCAUGCAAUACUUUCGUGUCUUUCCAUCGCGCAGCAUGCGCCAUACUUGCUGGGUCAUGAUCACCAUCCUUGCCACCUACGGCUCGUGGGCUGUUCUGAGCGCGUUUUUGAACUGUAUCCCUGUCGCUCGAUUCUGGGAUCCUACAAUCCCCGGCUCCUGUCUUAGCUCGAAGGGACUUUGGUUUUCCAAUGCCUCGAUGCACAUCGCAACGGAUCUUGCCAUCUUGAUCAUACCUAUUCCGGCCCUCGCUGCGCUCGAGCUCCCAAGAAAGCAAAGGCUUGCGUUGAUAUCCAUAUUUGCUCUAGGCGGAUUUGUCUGCGUCACCAGCAUCUGCCGCCUCGUUUCCUUGAAGAAGAUCUCCGAUUCCUCAGACCCAACCUACGAUAAUAUAGGCGCCGCUUCCUGGUCGUCGAUAGAAUGCAACACAGGCAUAAUCUGCGCAUGCCUCCCAACCCUCCGCCCACUCAUCUCACGGAUAAUCCCACAACUGCUCUCAUCACUUACAAGCCGGCACCCGCACUCCAAGUCCAAAUCGAAGAACUGCUCCCGCAACCACCUGCACGACAUCAACCCACCGACAUACUGGGGUGUCGCAGGGAUGGGAGGCAUGGGUGUUUCCACGACCAUCACGACGCACAUCGAUGAUCUUGAAUAUGGGAGUUGUGAGGGGGAUGCGGAGCGGUGGGCAGCUCUUCGGGGGACUGGAUUUGGGUUCUCGGGGAGGAUGUCGACGAGGGUUUACGUUGGGAGUAGUAGCAGUAGGGGCCAUGUGCCUGGGGCUGACGGGGUUCGUGGGGAGGGUGAGAGGGAGCAAGACAUUCUCGACUCGAACGCCCUGGCAAACCGUGGAAACAAGGGCCAGGACGAGAAUAGCGACAGGGUAGGCGUCGCCUUCGCCGACGUGGGACCUAACCGGAAAGACAGCGAAGAGUUGAAGAAGGACACCGUGAUUGUGCGCACGGAGGUGAGGAAGGAUUCGACAUCGUCGUCUUCCUCGAGUCCGCUGGCUCGUGGGGAGGACUCCGACUCAUGA
Aspergillus calidoustus is the source of this 1404-nucleotide messenger RNA. Lineage: Eukaryota; Fungi; Ascomycota; Eurotiomycetes; Eurotiales; Aspergillaceae. The record is from the annotation of a GenBank genome assembly.